AAGUGGGUUUCUCAGCCAGUUUAGUCAGUUCAAGUCGGGAUGUCGGCCAGAAGGGAUACAAUAUUCGCACUGGGCUUUUGCCUCAUGUUUAGUUUUCUGAGCAUUGAGGCUAGAUCUUUGGAGGAAUCUUCUGUGAAGACGAAGCGAGAUACAAACGACUGGUGGUCACUCCUUGAGGAUAUAAUCUAUGACAAUGAUAGUGGAAGUGACGACGAUGCUGACGAUGAAAAUAUCUUGAUUUGUCGUAACUGUACAGUUGUAGUUCAAGCUGCUCCGAAUGGUACAGCGGAUGGAAGUACAGCGGCUCCAGCAGCUGAAGGACCAGCUCCAGGAUCUACUGUAGGAACUCCUGUAACUCCUUCUGGAUCAACACCAGGAGCUCCACCUCCAGCACCAUCUGAAACCCCGGCACCCGCUACAACAGCUGCACCACCGGCAGUGACACCAGCCACCACAACAGCAGUUGCUCCUGGUCCUGAUGGUUAGGAAGCCAUCCUGGUAUCUAAAAGGAUAGCCCUAUAACUCCUUUCUAAGAUUAGCUUUUAAGUGGGAUUCGGUAUACGAUAAUUUUGCCAUUGGGUUAACAACCCACCUCUAAUAAAACUGGCAUUCAUUCAGUUUUAAACACA
Drosophila subpulchrella is the source of this 629-nucleotide messenger RNA. RefSeq names its product UV excision repair protein RAD23 homolog B. NCBI's taxonomy places the organism in Eukaryota, Metazoa, Arthropoda, Insecta, Diptera, Drosophilidae. The transcript has 3 exons. The coding region runs from base 40 to 486 and encodes 148 amino acids. The record is from RefSeq and is a predicted model, not a curated record.